AUGAAGAUCCAGAUCAUCUCAGACCUUCACUUAGAAUCUCCUGCUGCAUACGAUGUCUUCGAAAUCAACCCCAAGGCGCCGUAUCUAGCGCUACUGGGCGAUAUUGGCUACGCCAAAGAUGAGGGGCUGUACGAAUUCCUCCGCAGACAGUUAAAAGCCUUCCGCAUUGUCUUUCUGGUGCUGGGCAAUCACGAAGCGUAUAACAUCAGCUGGCCAGAGACAAAGUCCACCAUCAGCCGGUUCAAAAAGAGAAUGGACCACAUUCGAGGACGCGGCGAAGAGCUCGGUGAACUUGUUAUUCUGGACCAAACCCGUUAUGACAUCUCACCAGCCACCACCAUCCUUGGAUGUACUUUGUUCUCGCAGGUGGCCCAAGCACAAAAGGAAAGCGUCAGUUUCGGUCUGAAUGACUUCUACCUCAUCGAUGACUGGACAAUCGAAGCCCAUCAAGAAGCGCACGCUGCCGAUGUAGCAUGGCUAAACCAGCAAAUCGAUCACAUCUCGCGCACCGAGCCUGAGCGCAAAGUGGUCGUGUUUACCCAUUUCUGCCCAUCAAUCGACGAUAAGGUUGCCGAUCCCAGACAUGCUAACAGCAAGAUCUCCUCGGCAUUCAUGAGCGACCUUUCGGCCGAGCCGUGUUGGGAAAAUCGGGCUGUCAAACUUUGGGCUUUUGGGCAUACACAUUUCAAUUGUGACUUUCAAGACGCGAAGACCGGGAAAGCAGUAACCUCGAAUCAAAGAGGAUAUUACUUCUCCCAGUCGGAAGGGUUUGAUUGUGACAAGACAUUUGAAGUGUAG
Molecule: messenger RNA, 798 nt
Organism: Aspergillus melleus
Lineage: Eukaryota; Fungi; Ascomycota; Eurotiomycetes; Eurotiales; Aspergillaceae
Exons: 1
Coding region: 1-798 (265 amino acids)
Molecular function (GO): hydrolase activity
Source: RefSeq, a predicted model, not a curated record